Penicillium verrucosum is the source of this 1293-nucleotide messenger RNA. RefSeq names its product wax synthase family protein. The record is from RefSeq and is a predicted model, not a curated record. Lineage: Eukaryota; Fungi; Ascomycota; Eurotiomycetes; Eurotiales; Aspergillaceae. Gene Ontology annotation, biological process: lipid metabolic process. The transcript is spliced from 2 exons. The coding region runs from base 1 to 1293 and encodes 430 amino acids.
AUGUAUGGGUUGUAUCACUCGACAGGUGCAAAUAUAUUAGAAUUCUUCUGCUUCUACCUGGUCCAGAAUGUGGUCCCUGCCGCUCUCAUCAUCACCACACGGAAAAGCUCUCCCCUGCGCUACCUGUGCAUUCCAGGGAUGAUAUGGAUCGCGAGCAGGUUCAUCCGUCGCUCUGGCUCGUCUGGCAGUCCCGCAUGGUGCCAGGCCAUAUCACAACUUGUCAUUGCGACUUUGCAGGCAACGAAUCUAUUGUUGCUCAAUCCUCUGGCCAACUCAGAGCGGAGUAUAAAGAGCGUUCAAAACUUCGGAUCUAGGUUGAUCGCAGCAUUUCGCUUGCUUGCUCAAACCCGCGCUGUCAAUACACAAAGGCAGGUGAAAAAUGUGCCUUCUCAUCCAAAGUAUUACCUGUGGCGGGGUAUGCAGGUCCCAACACGGGGUCGAUUUUUGCUACGACAGUUAGCAAUCGUCGCAUGGCAGUACUUGGUGCUGGAUAUCGUGCAAACGGUCUCGCUUCAGCAGGCUAAGGAACGUGGCCUGCAUGAGCCCACAAAGUUGCAAGUCGAAUGGAUUGUGCCUUUAGGACAUUGGGCAGAGCGAAUAGCCACGUAUCUGUCUAUUUGGGUUGUAGUAAACCGUCUAAUUGGCGAUCUUGCGUAUCGAGUACUGUCAAUAUUCUUCGUCGGGAUCGGGCUAGAUUCUCCUGCAGACUGGCCACCAGCUUUCGGGAGUUUGGCAGACGCAUUUACAUUACGCAACUUUUGGGGGAAAUUCUGGCAUCAAUUCAUGCGCCAGCCCUUUACUUCUAUCAGCAACUUUAUUGCACGAGAUGUUUUGAAUCUUGCCAGAUCUUCAAUACUCGAACGAUACACCAAUCUUUUUAUUGUCUUUCUCAUCUCCGCGGUAUUUCAUGUCCUCGUCGACAUACUGCAGGGCAUUCCGAUGGAAAGGUCCGGCUCGAUGCCGUUUUAUUUAGCAUUUGUCUUGGGAAUAAUGAUCGAGGAUGGAGUGCAAAGUAUUUGGAAACGGGGGCAAACACCUGACAGCAGGCAAGAGGAGGCACAACAACCUUCAGACAUUGUGCCGCUUUUGAAGCGUGCUGCUGGGAUGGUAUGGGUUAUGCUAUGGCUUGGGGUCACCUCGACAUGGUAUUUCACUCCGAUGAUUCAAUCAACGAGUGAUGAUCUACGGAUGGUUCCUUUCAGUGCCGCAAAAUAUAUCGGCUUACAGCCGCUCAUAGCUAUUGUCGUGGGUAGUGGGGUUGGCAUUGCGGUCAUAUUUGAAGUCGAGAUAUGA